Molecule: messenger RNA, 954 nt
Organism: Tricharina praecox
Lineage: Eukaryota; Fungi; Ascomycota; Pezizomycetes; Pezizales; Pyronemataceae
Product: Endonuclease/exonuclease/phosphatase
Exons: 2
Coding region: 1-954 (317 amino acids)
Molecular function (GO): 3'-5'-RNA exonuclease activity
Source: RefSeq, a predicted model, not a curated record
AUGCGCUUCCUCACCUGGAACCUCCGCUACGACUCGCUUGCCGACACCAUUCCGCUCACCGACAGUGUCUCCUCGCUUCCCGCUUCGCUUCCCGCAGACGAGAGCGUAAGCUUUUACAGCUCGCCACACGAAGUGCCCUGGUCGACGCGUCGCAUCGACGUCGCCCGCGAGGUACUGUUCCACGCGGCGGUUAUCGUCGGUUUUCAGGAAGCGCUGGUACGGCAGGUGGGGGAUCUCGCUCAGCUACUGGGUAACGGCUUCAGCUGGAUUGGCUCAGGACGCGAGGAUGGCGGAACAACCGGAGAGUAUGAGGCGAUUUUUUACCGGAAUGAUCUCGUGCAGUUGGACUCGUGGGAUACGAUGUGGCUAUCCGAAACACCAUUCACACCGAGCAAGUUCCCCGGGGCGGGGAGUACACGCACCGCCACGUACGCGAGGAUGAGGAUGAAGGAUAGCGGUAGUUCGUUUACGGUCGUGUGUACGCACUGGGACGAGCAAUCGGAUCCGCAACGGCAGCUUUCCGCGUCGCUUCUCGUCCGUCUGGGCGCAUCGAGUCUCCCGUACGGCCCGGUCUUCGUUCUCGGCGACUUCAACUCCCCUUCCACCGGCUCCGACUGCACUGGCUACAGGAUCAUGACCGGCUUGCUUCCACCCGUCGCUGUUCCUUCGUCCUUCGCCGAUCGGUUUCCCGUCCGUGACACUGACGCGGAAUUCGUCUUCACCGACGUCGCGCAGGUAACUCCGCCGUUGGGAAGGAGUGGACAUCAUGGUACGUUCACGGGGUUCGAAGAGCAUGCCCAGAUGGACCUCAAAAGGAUCGACUUUGUUAUGGCGGGAGGCAAGGGGUGGGAGCCGCUGAGAUACCGUGUGGGGGAGAAUUGGCAUGAUAAUUCAGCGGUGGCGAGCGAUCACAGGCCCGUUUUUGUGGAUGUUAUAUUGAGCAGCGCCAAUUGA